Messenger RNA from Balaenoptera musculus (blue whale), 2228 nucleotides. It is a transcript of the gene CNPY2, whose product is annotated as canopy FGF signaling regulator 2. Bases 554 to 1102 code for a protein of 182 amino acids. The record is from RefSeq and is a predicted model, not a curated record. The transcript has 6 exons. Gene Ontology annotation, cellular component: endoplasmic reticulum. NCBI's taxonomy places the organism in Eukaryota, Metazoa, Chordata, Mammalia, Artiodactyla, Balaenopteridae.
AUUGAAACCAGGGCUUCUCACUGGCUAGCAGCACACCUUUCUUUUUGAAGGUCCGAGCCCACCUAGAUUGGCACGCGCGAGCCUGACCGCCUCCAGGCACCACGUCAGGCUCUGACUCUGCUUCAAGCCACUCCUAUUCUUCGGCUGACACCCCCCGCCCCGGUGGUCACGUGGAGCUGCUCGCCACGCAAGUUUGGGUCCUGCGAUCCACCGGGGUCCUUGCCGCCUGGGAGACGCUCCUACGCUGCCUGUUCGCGCGAGAGUUUGGAGGGGCGGGUUUGGGGGUCGGUCUCUAGUGUGGGACUCGUACCGUAGCGCAUCUGAGACCUGCUUAGGCGUCCACUUAAACGGCUCGAGGAGCUGGCUCAGGCAGUCGCCGGGGCACCCCGUGUCUGGAAAGCGCAGGAGCGCUCUGGAGAAGCCUGGCCAGCCCCGCUUCCCCGCAGCCAGGUGCUAGGGUCGGGAGCUAAAGUGAGAGUCCGGCUGUCUUCCAGCGCCUGGGCCACGGCGGCGGCCCUGGGAGCAGAGGUGGAGCAACCCCAUUGCGCUAAAGAUGAAGGGCUGGGGUUUGCUGGCCCUGCUUCUGGGGGCCGUGCUGGGAGCUGUCUGGGCCCGGAGGAGCCAGGAUCUACACUGUGGAGCUUGCAGGGCUCUGGUGGAUGAACUAGAGUGGGAAAUUGCCCAGGUGGAUCCCAAGAAGACCAUUCAGAUGGGCUCUUUCCGAAUCAAUCCAGAUGGCAGCCAGUCAGUGGUGGAGGUGCCUUAUGCUCGCUCAGAGGCCCACCUCACAGAGCUGCUAGAGGAGGUAUGCGACCGGAUGAAGGAGUAUGGGGAACAGAUUGACCCUUCCACCCACCGCAAGAACUACGUACGUGUAGUGGGCCGGAAUGGAGAAUCCAAUGAACUGGACCAACAGGGGAUCCGAAUUGAUUCAGACAUCAGUGGCACCCUCAAGUUCGCGUGUGAGAGCAUUGUGGAGGAAUACGAGGAUGAACUCAUUGAAUUCUUUUCCCGAGAGGCUGACAAUGUUAAAGACAAACUUUGUAGUAAGCGAACAGAUCUAUGUGACCAUGCCCUGCACAUAUCGCAUGAUGAGCUAUGAACCACUGGAGCGGCCCAGACUGACAAGCUUGAUGGAUCACCCCCAGGAGGGGAGAGGGUGGCAAUGCCUUUUAUAUUAUGUUUUUACUGAAAUGAACUGAAAAAAUACGAAACCAAAGUAUGAACCGUGUUGUCUUUUCAUGCCCAGAAUUGGCCCUUAAAUUAGGCUUGAAAAUAGGAGAUUCCAGACAGGAAAGAAAAGGCAAGGGAAGGAAGAGCUUUGGGAAUGGUAUAGCGCUAAGGUAGGAGGAGCCUGAAGCUUUCUUUCUUUUGUUAUCUGAGAUUCCUGCUGGACUCACAAACUAGAUAAGCAUUUAUUCAGUGCUUAUUCAAUAUGAUGUGUUUAGAGUCUAAUUAUAGUGAGAAGAGGAACCUCUAUGAAUAAGCUAGGGAACAUGAAUAAGUGUAUGAUAGUAUAGGAUUCUAGAAAUUACUUGUAUUCAUACUGAUGAAACAUAAAGUAAGAUAGAGCUCAGUCCUGAAGGAAAUGGAUUUUUCUACCCUCCCUACCCUUCCAGAUGGAGGGAUCAGCAAGAGCAUACAGGAAAGGGCAAAUGGAUGUGAUCAGCUCAGCUGAAAAGUAAGGGCUUAUCAGAUAGGGAGAAAUGAGGUAAGGAAUGUUAUUUAAGGAAAGGCCUUGCUUGCUGGCCUAAGCUUUCAGAUUUGAUGCCAAAGCAACAGUAAAGUAUACCUUUAUCAUCUCCAUCACUAGCCAUUGUCAAUGUGGACCAUAAGUGUGUCCCCAUUUUCUGUGUGUAGAGAUUCUGUGCAGGGGCAUAGGGAUGAAAAUAUAAAGGAUACCUUCUUUGAGGAGAUUCUUAAACACCCUGAUCCUGAGGUGUGGCUGUCUCAGGGUUUGGAAUGGAACAUUUGUCCUGGGAAUGCCUCAGGGAGAGAACACCUGUUAUUGAGUUUUAUUACAUUUCAAAGACUUUAAGCACUUUAGAAUCUAAAGGCCCUUGGAAGUCAUCUAGUUCACCUUUGCAGAUGAAGUAACUGAUUUUACAGAUAAAGAAACCGAGGCCCAGAGAAACCACAGGUCCUCAAGUCCUGUAUAUAGUGGCAAAACUGGAUCUAUAAGCUAAUGUUCCCAAGUGUCAAUCUGAUCUAAUAUAGCUGUGAAGUAG